Molecule: messenger RNA, 1677 nt
Organism: Penicillium chermesinum
Lineage: Eukaryota; Fungi; Ascomycota; Eurotiomycetes; Eurotiales; Aspergillaceae
Exons: 8
Coding region: 1-1677 (558 amino acids)
Biological process (GO): positive regulation of transcription by RNA polymerase II
Cellular component (GO): nucleus
Molecular function (GO): transcription cis-regulatory region binding; DNA-binding transcription factor activity
Source: RefSeq, a predicted model, not a curated record
AUGAGCCAUGGCGGUAAGAAAGGGUCAUUGCUGGUGAGUCUUCGCCAGAAGAUGGUCGAUUCUUCUAACAGUUUAGUGAUCCAUGCCGAUUACUGCACCACAAAUGCGAUGGAAACCUGCCACAAUGCGGGCGAUGCACGCGGACCGGCCGCGAUUGCGCAAGAGGCCAGACGAGACCGACUCAGUUUCGUGCAGCUAGCGGACGGAAUCGUCGCACGCGAUUCCCUCGCAACCAAGUGUGGCUUCAACCGCCAUCGAGAGGUGGGGAGCGAGAUUCAGCGUCUCGAUUUUGUUCUCGAAUCAGGCAAUGGAGAUACAGGCAACAUCACAAAUCUCUCCAUGGAAGACCCCUCUGAGAACAACAAUUACGACUCGGCUGUGGAUGGCCCCGACACGUCCCCUUUCGCCGGAGUCGAACAUAUGGUUGUCCAGCGAACAGCCGACGGGCUCGUUCAUGGCUUAUCACAUGGGAGCACAAGCCAGCAGUUGACAUCGGAUCUCAAUAUUCGUGAGCUACACAGUUCUAAUCAGGAAUCAGACGGGUUCUUUACUGACAAGUCCAAGUUCGACUGCACAGAUCGGCAGCAGCACUUUGCCGUGCAUAUCCCCCAUCGUGCGCGAUAUUGUGAUACUUUGUUCAAUGCAAUAAUGGCCUUAUCUGCGCGGCAUUUGAGCUCGACUGCGGACCUUGCCCCGCUUGUGUCGGACCAGUACUAUCAAAAGUGUCUCGAAACGCUUAUCCCGGCGCUCAAUGACCAUCGCGUCACCAUGGACGACGAUCUUUUGGCGGCCACAGUGAUUCUCCGGCUUCAUGAGGAAUUCUCUGUUCACGAGAAACUUCAUGCAGUCCCCUUAGCCGGAUCAGAUCUCCGUGGCCAUUCGUUUGGGACCAAGGCUUUCAUCCAAGGUCCUCCUCCUUCGGCGACAUCCACUCCAAGUCUCCGGCAGGCCGUCUAUUGGAGCGGGCUACGUCAGGAGAUCUACAAUGCCCUGAGCCUUCAGCAAGCUCCAGAUGUCGACCUCAGUUCACUACAUUCACUAUUCACAGCAUUAGGACCGGACGCGGGAGAUUGUGCAUGGGCCAACAGAGCCAUUGCACACUGCGCGGAUGUGCUUUUAUUUUCCUUCGGCACGCACCCGCGCUCUGUGGCGGUCCAUGCGGGCCUUUGCGAGGAAAACGGGCAGUGGAGAGAAGCUCGACCUGCGUCAUUUGACCCCUAUUAUUCAGACAGCGACGUAGUUGAGGUGGGAGCAACCUUCCCAGAUAUUCGAUUUAGUUCGCCUUGGCACGCCAUUGGUAACCAGUAUAUUGAACUUGCAAGAAUACUUCUCUUAGUUUACGACCCUGGACUCCCCACAGUGGGCCCCCUGCGACGGCGAUUUGAAAAGGACGUUAAGAGCUAUGGCCCCGUUGAAAGGCCUCUUCGAGUUGACAAAAAAACCCAGUACCAGAUUCGUAAGGGAGUAUGGACCGUUUGCGGAGUUGCUCUAGCUAAUACCUCUGUGCCCCCAUCAAUGGUUGUUGGUUGCAUGGCCAUCCAUAUCUGUGGUGAUCGAUUCACAGACAGACAGGAACAAGAGAAGUUGAUUCAAGUUCUUGCGAGGACAGACACCCUGCACGGUUGGCCGACCCACGCCCUUCGAGGACAGCUCUGCGAGAGCUGGGCGGUGCAAUGA